This is a messenger RNA of Adelges cooleyi (spruce gall adelgid), 1140 nucleotides long. Its product is annotated as BTB/POZ domain-containing protein 9-like. The transcript is spliced from 7 exons. The record is from RefSeq and is a predicted model, not a curated record. Gene Ontology annotation, biological process: adult locomotory behavior; circadian behavior; modulation of chemical synaptic transmission. The coding region runs from base 73 to 1038 and encodes 321 amino acids. Gene Ontology annotation, molecular function: protein binding. NCBI's taxonomy places the organism in Eukaryota, Metazoa, Arthropoda, Insecta, Hemiptera, Adelgidae.
AUUGAAAAGAUUUUUUUAUAAGUGUUUAUGAAGUAUUUAAGAAUUUGAUAUCGGAUUAACACGUAGAACACAAUGGUGUUUAUUUACUUUUUCGUCAUUAUCAUUGUAACGUCAACUCCAGCAUGUUUUGGUUCGACUAAGCGUAAUUUGUCAGCCAUAGCCAGUGACGAGCAAGCAGAUCUCUCUCCAUCCUAUUUCAGCGAAAUUAAGAGUCUAUAUCUACAAAAGAAGUUUUCAGACGUGGUUUUAAUUGUAGAUAAUGAUAGAAUUCCCGCUCAUAAACUUGUGUUAGCUUUAAACAGCGAAUAUUUUAGCGCUUUAUUCUAUAGAGGUCUUUUGGAAACCUUUCAGACGGAUGUGACACUCGAGUUGGAUGGAGCUUCUGUAAACUCAUUUAAAAUACUUCUUAAGUACGCAUAUUCGGGCCAAUUGAAUUUAGGAAACUUAGAGAGCAACGACAUUAUAGAAUUAUUUGGUCUUUUGAAUUUAUUUAAUUUUCCUAAAGCAUUAAUUGGACUGUCCAAGUAUUUGGGUGGUAAAAUUGAUGUCCAUAAUAUGUUCCCGAUGUUUGGUCUGGCACAUCAUUAUCAACAGAAAGAACUUACAGCAGAAUCACUUAACUUUAUGGACAGCCACGCUUUGCGUAUAUUACAGUCCCAAGAUUUUUUGUCUUUGCCACCCGAAGCCAUACAAAAAAUUCUCAUUCGGGACACGUUUUAUACUCCUGAAUUGGAUAUAUUCCGCGCGGUUUGUCGCUGGAUCAAAGAGCAUAAAGACAACAUAGACCUUGAAGAUAGAACCAAAGUAUUAUCAAACGUGAGAAUUACUUUAAUAAAUAUUGAAGAACUGUUGACUGUUAUCGAGGAAACGCAGCUGGAUAAUUUGGACAUUUUAGAAGCCGUAGAAUUGAGAAAAUUAUUGUCAUCACGUAAACGUGAAACUCCAAGACAUCCAAACCCCAAUUCCAUAGCUAGUUCGUCUCAAGCUACUCGUAAAAUUAUACAUAAAUAUGGAGGCACAAAUUAUUAUGAUAAUUGAUAAAAUAUUAUAACCAAUUUUUUUUUCUUAAAAUGUAUUAUUAUCUAUAAAAAAAACUUUUAUCUGGUCAAAAAUAUAGAAUAUAUACAAAAAAAACCUCAA